Messenger RNA from Nicotiana attenuata, 2416 nucleotides. Its product is annotated as phosphatidylinositol 4-kinase gamma 8-like. The record is from RefSeq and is a predicted model, not a curated record. The coding region runs from base 383 to 2101 and encodes 572 amino acids. The transcript is spliced from 4 exons. NCBI's taxonomy places the organism in Eukaryota, Viridiplantae, Streptophyta, Magnoliopsida, Solanales, Solanaceae.
GACAUACAAGGAAAAAAAACAAACAAAAAAAAACCAAAAAAAAAAAGGACAGAGACGAAGGGGGGCCUUUUGUCUCUCAAGAAUUUAUAAGUGAAAGGAAUUUUAAUUUUCUCUCUGUCUAUCUCACGCUCAGCCGUUGCUGUUCGUCUCCCUGAAUGCCUCACCAGUAUUCAGGUCAAUUGUGGCGACUAUUAAGCGGAGGAGCGAGGGAACCAACAGGAUGGGUUCAGAUAUAGCAAUGUGGUUAUUUGAUUUUUGCAGCCUUCAAAACGCAAAUUUUAGACAAUGUGAAGGAUGUUCUCAACAAGGAAGACUAACUCUCUAGGAUUCACUAAUUAAAGAAGCUCCCUUAGCAUGCACUUCUGUUGUUGUUUUUACUUGAAUGAGAUUCUCCAAGAUGGCUGUAGCUAUCAAUCCCCAAAAUCACGGGUUCAAGCAAUUUGUUCGACCUCCAAGAUGUAAGCUUCCAUCGUUCUCUCAGCUCGAUUACAACAUUCUUGAAUCAAGCCAAACAAACCUUACACAUUCACUACAUCAUGUUGCCUUUGAAUUCCCCAAUAUCCACAAAAGCGUUUCCACACCGUGUUUAUCCCUCUCCACGAGAUCAGAUGAAGAUAUUGACAAUAAUCCAAGAAUUGAAAUCAUUGGUGGCCGUCGAGCUCCUAAAGUGCAUGCUUUAGUUGUUGAGGUUGCCAUAGCUAUGGCUUCUGGAAUCAAACCUGAGUUAUUAUCAAGUGGUCUAGGUGGUGCUUACCUUUUUCGUGCUACAAAUGGUAAUGCAAUAGCAGUGGCAAAACCUGCUGAUGAGGAACCUCUAGCUUUGAAUAAUCCAAAAGGAUUUGCAGGUCGGAUGCUAGGCCAACCGGGCAUGAAACGCUCCAUCAAGAUUGGUGAAACUGGUAUUCGUGAAUCGGCUGCCUAUCUUCUUGACCAUGAUGGAUUUGCUGGUGUUCCUCCAACAACAUUAGUCAAGAUUUCUCAUGUUACAUUCAAUAUAAACGAUUCGCAAUCUGUUUCUGGUUCAACUUAUAAAAUUGCCUCACUUCAACGAUUUAUGGAACAUCAUUGUGAUGCAGGAGACUUGGGUGCUUCAGGCUUUUCAGUCGCUUCAAUUCAUCGUAUUGGGAUUUUGGAUAUACGACUUCUCAAUCUUGACAGGCAUGCUGGAAAUAUUCUGGUGAAGCAAGGGAAAGAAAGCUAUGCAGUUGGUUCUGCUGAACUUAUACCCAUAGAUCAUGGACUUUGCUUGCCUGAAUCACUUGAUGAUCCAUACUUUGAGUGGCUGCAUUGGCCUCAAGCCUCUAUACCAUUUUCGGAGUCUGAAAUGGAGUAUAUAUGUGGUCUUGAUCCUUUUAAGGAUGCAGAUUUACUAAGAAGUGAACUUCCUUCUAUUAGUGAAUCAUCCAUUCGGGUGCUCGUGGUGUGCACUAUUCUCUUGAAACAAGCUGUGACUUCAGGGCUUUGUCUAGCUCAAAUCGGAGAAAUGAUGACUCGGAAAUGUUAUGGAGGACAGGAAGAAUGGAGUGCAUUAGAAAAGAUAUGUUUCAACGCCAAGGUUAACAUGGAGAGUAAAAUAAAAGAGGAUAAUAUAAGUGUCGGUGAAGAGAAAGAGAAAAAUGAUGGAGUUUUUCAAUUCGACGAUGAAGAUGGUGAUAACUCAAAUCAAGAAGAUGAGGAGACUGAUGAUGAAAUCUUGCAGGGAUCCCCUUUAAAAGUUAAGCCACCAAAAAUUCCAAGGUUUUCGUCUGUUAGGUCUAUGGGUAGAUUGGUUAAUUCAUCGAUGUUUGAUUAUGAAGAAGAAUGUGAUUUCCUAAACAACACUUGUCUCAAUUCAGAUACCUUAAUAGAGGAUGAUGGUGCUAAGGAAGAUGAUAUCGACGAUGAGGAAGAUCAUAAAGCUGGUGUCCUGUUGAGGAGCAUGAGCUUUGGUACAAAAAAUUACAAGAAUGAUAAUGGUGAAGGAAUUUCUUUUGGUGAAAUGAGUAGUGAACAAUGGAGCUUAUUCUUAGAGGUUUUUGAGAAGCUUUUGCCUGAGGCUUUUGAGGGCAAAAACUGCAUGUGUUUGUCUAAGCAAAGAUUGGGAUCUUCUUGUGAAUUCUGAAGAGAAUUCUGGUUUAUGAGAAGUUAACCACCUGUGUAAUUUCAACCAAGUGUAAAUUACCAGCCAAAGUACUCAAUGGUAGAAUGUAGUUAGAUCUUAGCAUGAAUGGCAAAGAGAUGUGCAAAUUUGCCAUCCUUUCCAUAUUAGUCUUCUUGUUGUUUUCUACUCCUCUGGAGGAGUUUUUCUCUCUUUUUACAUUUUUAUUGCUCAAAAAUAUGCUGCCUCCGAAUAGUUUGGGAGUGAGGCGUGAUUGCUGUUUGUAUUCAUUUGUUUAAAAUAUAAAGAAAAAGAAAGACUAGAGAAUUCUAUGUUUAA